Molecule: messenger RNA, 1483 nt
Organism: Arabidopsis lyrata subsp. lyrata
Lineage: Eukaryota; Viridiplantae; Streptophyta; Magnoliopsida; Brassicales; Brassicaceae
Product: putative F-box/FBD/LRR-repeat protein At2g05300
Molecular function (GO): protein binding
Source: RefSeq, a predicted model, not a curated record
AUUUCGUAGUUUGGAAAAAGAAAACAAAUGGCUUGUGGUUCCAAAGGAUUGAGUCAGAGGUUGAUGGAAGAUAGAAUAAGCCAAUUACCAGAUCCUUUAUUGAUUCAGAUACUUAAUCAUCUUCCCACAGAGGAAGCUGUUAGGUCCAGCGUCUUAUCCUCCAGAUGGAGGCCUCUCUGGCUUUGGGUUCCUAAUUUAGAAUUCUCAUUUUCGAAAUUCCCAAGUUUCACUGCCUUUUUGAGUUUCGGUAACUGGUUUUUCGAUUCCGCUAGGGUUUCAUGCAUAGACAGCCUCAAGUUAUCUAUAGAUAGAAAUGAUGCAUUCUAUUCCUAUCUUACAUCAUGGAUUGAUGCCUUAGUUAAGCGUAAGAUCAAACAUCUAUAUGUUUAUCGUACUGUAGGUGGUUAUUCUCAUGAGAUGCCCCUAAGCCUCUAUGUUUGUGAGACAUUGGUAUCUCUAAAACUCUAUAGGCUGACUUUGGUUGAUGCUGAGUUUGUUUCUUUACCUUGCCUAAAGAUCUUGCGUUUAAAAGAUAUUGAGUUUCACAAUGAGGCUACUUUUGAGAGACUUGUCUCGUCCUGCCAUGUGCUAGAAGACUUAAAGAUUGACGUAGUAUGGAAUGAUGAGAUGUCUAUCGGGUGGCGGGUGCACUCUCGGUCACUGAAGAGAUUCUGUUUUAUACGAAGUUUUUCUCUCCGGUUUGAUUCUGUUCCGGGAGUUGUGAUUGAUGCUCCUCUACUGUGCUGUUUGAGAAUCGAUGAUUGUUUAUCACAAAGCUUUAUAGUAACCGAUCUGGAGUCCAAUGCCAAGCUAGAUAUUUCUCUCCGUUUUCGUUUGUGGGCUUUUGACGAAAGAAACAUGUUUCUCGCUUGGAUUUCGAGGGUUAGAGAUAUGACGAUAUGUGCAAACACUUUCAAGCUCAUGCAGCUUUACUCAGUAUUUAAACCGCUACCUCAAUUUGGUUACAUGUCCAGUCUAUACGUUACUCUCACUGCAUAUGAUUUGAAAUGGUUUCCAAUCUUUCUGAGUAGCCCGAAUCUGAAAUCCCUCAUCUUGGAACGGAUUGGUGGUUCUUUCCAUCAACUGUCUCCCAAGGCGAUGGAACGAGUUAGUAUUUCAUCUGUGACUGAGUGUUUGCUAUCGUCCCUCGAGUUUGUUGAUUUCAAAUCCCCAAUUUGGGAACUUGCUCCAGAAAUGAAGCUCGUAUGGUACUUCCUAGAGAAUUCUCCCACCCUCAAGAAACUCACUCUACAUUUGAAGUCUCAUUCAAUAACAGAUGACUUCAUCAAAAAACUCCUCAAAAUCCCAAGAUGCUCUACCGAAUGUGAAGUUGUCUUUCUUUGAUUGGUAAAGAGCAGAGAGAAAUGCAGGUUUAGGCUUUCUUUUAUGUUUGUUUCUUUGGAGUAAAAAUAGGGAUAAAAACUGUUUAAUGGUACCUCUGCAAGAAAAACUCUUGUUGUUGUUGUUGUUUAACAAGAAAAAC